Sphaerulina musiva SO2202 is the source of this 1010-nucleotide messenger RNA. RefSeq lists its product as uncharacterized. The record is from RefSeq and is a predicted model, not a curated record. The transcript has 3 exons. Lineage: Eukaryota; Fungi; Ascomycota; Dothideomycetes; Mycosphaerellales; Mycosphaerellaceae. The coding region runs from base 226 to 531 and encodes 101 amino acids.
CUCCCCCUCUCGAAAACCUCUGCCAACCAAAGAAAAACAAAAGAAGAGAAAUCCUCCCGCUCCCGACCGAUCUGAUCUGACCUGAUCUGCAUUGCCUUGCCUUGCCCUGCCUUCUUCUUCUUCUUCCUGUCCAACCAACCGACCGGUUGACCAACCGACCGGUUGACCAACCACCGAUUUCGCCCAAGCAAGCAAAACAGUCUUGCAAGGCAAGCAAUACCAGUCAUGGUGACCACCACCACCACCACCACCAUUCCGGUAUUCGUCAACGAGCGUCGAACCUGGGUAGUGACGAAUAUCAAGCACUAUGUGAGACGCCAGGAUAUUAUCGAUUACAUGGAACAAGAAUAUCCUACCGUGUACGAUGCACGAAGGAAGAAGAAUAUUCAGAAUUAUAAUGUUGAUACUCGACCAAAUGGCACGCAUCGAGUUUGGGCAGCGCGGCUACUUCGAGAUGACGAGGUGAAAUUACUCGAAGAUAAGAAUAAUACGGGGACCAAGUAUGAGGAUGAUGAUGAGGAUGAAGAUUAGAAGGAUGGAAAUUGAUUGCACGUGAAAGUAAUUUGUUUUUCGCCUCCGAAAGGGUAUAUACGGCACCUUACCUAUGCAACGGAGUUAAUUGGAUUGGGGAAUACAGUACACAACGAUGAGAAACGGGGGGCGUGCGUGAAGAAGAAUAAAUGGCUGACGGGUAGGGGGCGACCUCAUGGCUUAUGCAUACACUACAUUAGUGCGGCACUGCGCUGUGCUGUGCUGUGCUGUGCUAUAUGGCGCGCUAAUAAGGAGAGGCCUAGCCUUGCAUGAGCUCGGCUGUAGGAAUAUUAACUUGAGCCACACUUCACUUGAACAAGUAGGAGGUACCAGCUAGGUACCUAGGUACUUCCCUCGUGUAACCUCUACCGUCCCUCAGCUGCUGACGGCUGUGCUCAGAGAAUGUCUCGCCUGACAUCUCACCAAAGAGGCUAUGUUGAUGCAUUCUUCUCGUUCUUAUGAAGCUGCUCAGAAGUAGU